Messenger RNA from Ceratitis capitata (Mediterranean fruit fly), 3065 nucleotides. Its product is annotated as muscle calcium channel subunit alpha-1. Bases 251 to 1570 code for a protein of 439 amino acids. Gene Ontology annotation, molecular function: high voltage-gated calcium channel activity. Gene Ontology annotation, biological process: calcium ion import across plasma membrane. Gene Ontology annotation, cellular component: voltage-gated calcium channel complex; membrane. NCBI's taxonomy places the organism in Eukaryota, Metazoa, Arthropoda, Insecta, Diptera, Tephritidae. The record is from RefSeq and is a predicted model, not a curated record. The transcript is spliced from 7 exons.
AGUUACUUAUUUGCUACAGUUUAUGUUUGCUGUCAUUGGAGUGCAGCUAUUUAAGCGCUUACGCGGUACGCCGAAUAAAUAUUAGGACGCCGUUUAUCUCUUCUACACUCUCUGCGGCGCCUGAUUCUUUAAACGGAGCUCUACCGCCUUCGCGUUCUGCAUCGAAUACUUUCAAAGCUGUAGUGGUUUCAGCCACUCGAACGAUAUGACCUAGCCAUCGUAGCCGCUGUGUCUACAUUCGUCGUUGUCAAUGCGCAAAGAACCAUCCUAUGUCCACAUCGUCUUCGCUUCUCCUCCACCUCUUUUGGUAUCAAAUGGCUCGGAAAGGAACUUCCCAAUCCUGACUACGUUUCUAGUGUUGUCCAGUGUCUGCUUACAUAGCCGUAUAAGUUUUUCUGGGAUACCAAAUUCAGACAUGACGGCCCAGAGGCAACUGCUAUUCGUGCUGUCGAAGGCGGUUUUAAAAUCAAUGAAGAGGUGGUGUGCGUCGAUUCUCUUUGUACGGCUCUUUUUCAAGAUUCGUCUCAUGGGGAAAUUCAGUUCCUGCACAGAUGGAUCAAAGAUGAGAAGGGAGGAUUGCUAUGGCACCUACCUGUUUUACGAGGAUGGAGAUGUACACAAACCCCGGUUAAUGGAACGAGCGUGGAAUCGAAAUAAAUUUCACUUCGACGAUGUGGCAAAAGCGAUGCUGACAUUAUUCACAGUGUCUACUUUUGAAGGAUGGCCUGCGCUCUUAUAUGUUUCUAUUGAUUCAAAUGCAGAGGAAGGGGGACCCAUUCACAACUUCCGUCCAAUUGUGGCUGCCUAUUACAUAAUUUACAUUAUUGUAAUAGCUUUUUUUAUGGUUAAUAUAUUUGUUGGUUUUGUUAUUGUAACGUUUCAAAACGAGGGUGAACAAGAAUAUAAAAAUUGUGACUUGGACAAGAAUCAAAGAAAUUGUAUAGAAUUUGCACUCAGGGCAAAACCAGUGCGGCGUUAUAUACCGAAACACGGCAUACAAUAUAAAGUUUGGUGGUUUGUUACGUCAUCAUCUUUCGAAUACACCAUAUUUAUAUUAAUCAUGAUCAAUACGGUAACACUGGCAAUGAAAUAUCACAAUCAACCACCAUGGUAUACUGAACUGCUUGAUGCUUUAAAUAUGAUUUUUACCGCUGUCUUCGCGUUGGAAUUCGUAUUCAAGCUGGCGGCUUUCCGGUUCAAGAAUUACUUUGGAGACGCAUGGAAUGUGUUCGAUUUCAUAAUAGUUCUUGGCAGUUUUAUAGAUAUCGUUUAUUCCGAAAUAAAGGUACAUCCAACACUGCAAAUGACAAUAAUUUUAAUGCUUUUUGCUAUGAGCAGCACCAAAUUAAUAAUCGAAGACAUUAAUAGCCCCAAUGGUUUCGCUGAAAUUGCAUUAGAAGACGUUGACAUAACAUACAGCUACAAUACUAUUCUACACAUCAUCGACCCUAAAGAAAUUCAACAUGUCAUAGAAGGACUAGAGGAAAACACAAGAAUUAUAUCAAAUACCAAUGACAAACACUUUCUAAAUUUAGAACUAGAAAAAAACAAAAGCAAAACUUCAAACUAGCAUCCCGACUAGACACCCGAGAGGACUAAUAAACUUUAUAGGAAGAGGAAUGAAAUGGUUAUACGGUACAAUGGACGACUUUGACAGAGCAGAAAUAGAACGACAUUUACAACAAUCGAUGACAACAAUCAUGCAGUAAUAGAAGGCCUAAAAAAAAAUAUUGAAAUAAAUAACGCAUUUAAUAAUACAAUUUCGAAGCUAAAAAACGCAAAAGAAAGCGAUAGAACACAGAUUUACUCAACAUUAAAUCACAUAUAAAAAAAUAACGAAGAAAUAGAAAAUAAGCUCCUAUAUUUGGAUAUAUUGCUAAAAAUAAAAAUCCUGUUGGAUAAUGUCGAGCACAUAUAGAAUAAUUUUGUUGCCGCAAAAACAAACACUAUGAAUAAUAAUGUAUUAAGAAGUGAAGAAAUCGUUCGUUACAAUAUUGAUCUUUAUAAAAUGAAGAAUAUUAAACUAAGCACAGCUCAAUACAAAGAAAAUAAAAUAAUUUUUGUAAUUCAAAUACCUAAAGAUAUACGAAAAGUAAAAAAUCAUUUUUUGUAGCUAUGCCUAAUGAAAACCAAGAAGAACUUAUUUUUGAAAACAGAGAAAUUUUUAACAUAAACAAUACAAUGCAUUAUUUUAAUAACCAAGUAAGAAGAAGCUUUUUAAAAAAAUCUAACUUCUGUAUCUUUGUAAAUAAUUUCUUAAAGAGAUAUAAUAAACAAAUGGAAACCAUAGAAAUAAAACCGGGCUUAAUACAAUAGUUAUAAAAAACCAUGUAAACUCCAUAGUUAAUAGUAGUUGUAAUAACAACCAGUUCAAUUUAAAAGGGAAUAAACUAAUAACAUUUAACGAUUGUAAACUAGAAAUAAACGGAUACACUUAUCAUAACUCUGACGAUAAGUUUGAACACCAUUUUUUAGUAAACAAUAAUUUUAAUCUAAAUAAUAUUACAUCUCAGCCAACAUUUGAUGAAAUAGUGUCCAACCAGAUCGAAAAUAUUAAAAAAAUUUAAGAAAUAAGAUUUCAGAAAAAACUCAACUACACUUUUAAUAGCAUAGCUUUGACAGUCAGCCUGUUAACCUUGAGUGCAAUUGCCAUAUUAUACAUAUGUAAAAAAAGAAGAAAUAACAAAACAGAAAUUUUCAUCAAAACUCAGGAGAGUUUUAAAUCAAAUGGGGGAGGAGUUACGUCAACCACCCAUUCCAAUAACUCAUCACAUUCACUUCCCAUUAAUUGGCAACAGUAGACAAGUCAAUAAACUGCUUACGUUUAAUUUAACAAUAUUUCGCAAUAACUUUUCUUUAAUCAAAAACAAUAUCAAUUUCCUAAAGUCAAUAAACUGCAUACCUAUAUGCUUCACAAUGGUGCAGAAUAAUUUUUAUAUUUCGCAACAGCAUUAACUGUUUCAUUUUUUUUAUAAAAAAUUGACGAAUAAGCUUUUUCAACAGACGUCAGCUGAAAACCUCUAAAAUAAUAAAUAUUAUAAAUAGUUAAAAAUUAAGUAGUCUAA